AUUGAAUCAUGGGCUACUACGAUUGAACCAUGGGAUUGAUUGUCCUAUCUCCUUCUUUUAUUAUCCUGGGAAACAACCAGGAAGUGUGGUGCGAUUAACCCUAAAGAAGUAUAUAAUCCUUUUACCUGAGGAGGGAAAAUGGGGAUUAAAAUGUGUUUAAAGUAGGGCUCGUGGUUAUUGCGGAAGAUUUUGUUUACUACAUUGAAGUUAAAAGGAACGACAUAGAACUCUUUCUCUCAAGUUUUGUUUAGUGUAGUCAGUAGUUAACGUGCAAUGGGAUGCUGUGGCAGCAAAGAGGGAUCAAAACGAAAGUGGAAACCUUUAGAAGAUAGGAGUUGUACAGACAUUCCAUGGCUACUGAUAUUUGUUCUUUUCUGUGUUGGAAUGGGAUUAAUCUGUGGAUUUGCAGUCGCAACUGGAGCAGCAGCAAGGCUAGUGUCUGGUUAUGACAGUUAUGGAAACAUCUGUGGUCAGAAGAAUACACAAGUAGAAGGAAUAGAGUACAGUGGGCUCGAUCAGACGAAAAAUAAGUAUGUCUUCUUCUUAGAUCCAUGCAACCUUGACAUUGUUAAUAGAAGAAUCAAAUCAGUUGCUUUGUGUGUGUCAGAAUGCCCUAGUACAGAGUUAAAAACUUUAAAGGAAGUGCAGGAAUUUGGAAAAAACAACGGGUCAAAACUCUGCUCCUAUCAACUAGAGGUUUCUAAAUAUACCACUGACCCAGAGUCAUCCAAGUUAUGCCCCAAAAUUCCUGUGCCACCAAGCAAGUCAAUCCCACUGUUCCAUCGCUGCACCCCGGUUGACAUCUCUUGCUAUGCCAACUUUGCUGAGGCUUUGAUCACCUUCGUUAGUGACAACAGUGUUCUGCACAGGCUUAUCAGCGGAGUCAUGACGAGCAAAGAAAUAAUAAUAGGACUCUGCUUUUUAUCAUUAGUUCUGUCCAUGAUUCUAAUGGUCAUCAUUCGAUAUAUCUCUACAGUACUUGUUUGGAUAUUAACUGCUUUAGUGGUUCUUGGAUCAAUUGGAGCCACAGGUGUUCUUUGGUGGUUAUAUGUGGAUCACAGGAAGUCCUUGACUGACGAACUUCCAGCAGAUCAACUUAAACUAUCCGGAGAUAAUGUUCAGGCUCUCCUGGUUUAUGCAAUUGCUGCUACAGUUUUCACGGUGAUCCUGUUGCUGUUGAUGUUAAUAAUGCGCAAAAGAGUGGCUCUUACAAUUGCGCUGUUUCAUGUGGCCGGAAAAGUUUUUAUCCACCUUCCGCUGCUUGUCUUCCAGCCAUUUUGGACAUUUUUGGCUUUAAUAUUUUUCUGGAGUUACUGGGUUAUGGUUUUACUCUUCCUGGGAACUACAGGAGAUCCUGUUAAGAACGAACAAGGCUUUGUAGAAUUCAAAAUGUCUGGCCCUUUGCAGUACAUGUCUUGGUAUCAUUUUGUUGGUUUGAUCUGGAUAAGCGAGUUCAUUCUAGCUUGUCAGCAGAUGACUGUGGCUUGUGCGGUUGUAACAUAUUAUUUUACAAGGGAUAAAGCAAAUCUUACCCUUCCUAUACUCGCAUCUGUGUUUCGACUCCUUCGUUACCAUAUUGGUACAGUUGCUAAAGGCUCCUUCAUCAUCACAUUAGUGAAGAUUCCUCGAUUGAUACUCAUGUACAUUCACAGCCAGCUGAAGGGAAAAGAAAAUGCUUGUGCCCGUUGCAUUUUGAAGACUUGUAUCUGCUGCUUGUGGUGCCUAGAGAAGUGCCUAAAUUGUUUAAACCAGAAUGCAUAUGCAGCCACAGCUAUCAACAGUACACAUUUCUGUACCUCUGCCCGAGACGCAUUGGUAAUUCUGGUGGAGAAUGCAUUGAGAGUCGCUGCUAUCAAUACUGUUGGAGAUUUUGUACUGUUUCUAGGAAAGGUUUUAAUAGUGUGCACCACAGGCUUUGCAGGUGUAUUGGCUUUGAACUACCAGCGGGAUUAUACAGUCUGGGUGUUCCCUCUUAUUAUCGUGUGCCUCUUUGCUUUCCUGGUUGCCCACUGCUUCCUGUCCAUAUUUGAAAUGGUGGUGGAUGUUCUUUUCCUCUGUUUUGCUGUUGAUACAAAAUACAAUGAUGGGACUCCUGGAAAAGAGUACUACAUGGAUAAGGCUCUUAUGGAAUUUGUGGAAAAUAGCAAAAGAGCAAUGAAAGACAGAAGCCGAGGGGGCAGACCAGACUCCGCUGAUGGCAGAGAACUUAAGCCAAUGCUUUCCAAACAUCCAGGAUACAAUAUCACAAGUUAAGAAAGCAAGAUUUUAACAUGGAGAAGAGGCCUGUGAAGGACAGCGUUUAGAGAGGGGCUUCACACCAGAAAAUUACUCAGGAAGAGGAGCCGUACAAUAAGGGCGAACAAAACUACGAACUGCAAUGGAAUCACGCAAAUCACCUAGUGUAUUGAAAUACUGUGUUUUGGAUGUCCAAGACUGGUAAACAAUUGGGUACAAAGUCAUGCAAGCGUGGUUCGAAUCCCAUUCACACUGAGUUGCCCGUCUUCAGGCAAUGCUACACUGGCCUUUGCAUUAACUGGGUAGUGGAAGAAAACAGGUUAACUGCUGAGUCAACAAUGAGACUACACAUUUUCUAGCCAUUUUUCAAAUUGGAUAGAAAAAUGGGGGAAGAAUAUCAUAUUAUUAUUAUUAUUUAUUUCUUAGCAGACACCCUUACCCAGGGCAACUUCCAAAAAAUACAUAUCAAGAAUUACAGUACAAUUAAGAGCAAGAUACAAAAUACAAUGACUUCAGUCCUAAUAAGAGCAAAUACAAAACACAGUACGAUUUGAUAUCAGGGCAGUUCGGGAGCAGGUAACAGUGCUGAUAGUUACACCAGGGUUAGAUACGAGUGCAGGUGAAAUACAAAAUACUACAGAUUGGGUUAAGUGCAGGAUUAAAUACAGUAAAAUGCUCUUUGCUUUUCAUUAGCAUUACAUGGUUUCAUUUUCACAUGAUGUUGUCAAAGCUAGAAAUCAGGUCUGUAAUAGCAACAUUACUCUUCAUUCACAAACACAUACUGUAUAUGAAACAAGACCUCUGAUGAAUUUGAAUUGAACUGUAACUGCUCUUUACUGAGUUCUACUGUAAUAUAAUCCAUAUGUGUAACUGCUAAACUGUACAGUGCCAUCAGCAGUUAAAUCAUUGAUUGUGAUUGUAUGGCUCUACUUACAGUACAAGGAAGAACUGCUAUAAUGUGAUGGCAUUUGCUUAGCAGGUCAUGUUGACCUGUGUGUGUGUCAGAACAACACCACAUGGAAACAGCGGUUCAGAUUUCAGGCGGAUUACAGUAAUUCCAGUACAUAGUCCACCGGCUAUUCGUCUUUUUUAAUUUGUGUGAAAACGUGGCUCACGAAUGCCUCUUGCUAGCAUGGCAGGCCAUUAUUCCACAAUCAACACUUAAAUAGCUUGUCUAUAACAUUUCUAUUCAGUAUCACAAGAAUACAUUAUGCUGGGUACAAGGCUGUCUGGCUGAGGAAGGUGUUGGGAUGACAAUAUGAUGAUAGUUUUCAGUGGGGCAGCCCGAACUAGAAAGUGGAUCUGUUUCAUACAGAAGAAUAAAUAUAAUUACUUGAUGAACUUGCAGCCAGGGUAAACUGACAGAGUUAUGUGGAUUGAGAUUUAUUGCAAAACAGGACACUUUUAAAAACAUUUUAUAACAAUUUACAUCUUUAAAAAAUAAUUGAAAGUACUUUUUAGCCCCAUAGUCAGAUUUUGGAAACCAACAAUAAAUUACUCAAUAAUAAUAAUAAUAAUAAUAAUAAUAAUAUUAAUAUUUUUUUGAAAACGUGGGCCCUUAUAAUAUUGCGUUGGUCUUUCGACAUCACUCACUCAAACUGGCUACACUGAUUUUUGCCAACAACCACUUUUUCUGUUUGCAUGUCCAAAUGUUUUGCCAAGGGUGGACAAGGGUAACAUCCUUUCUGAUUACAAAAAAUGAUUGUAAUAAAAACACAAACAUUGUUUAUGCCAUUGGGUUCACUUGCUGGCCCGGUGUUAAUGCCACUUAUCACAACUGUACUCUUCAUGUGUGGUUAACUGAUAAGGAUAUGUCCUCUAAGUGGUCCAGGAGAUCAGGAGAUCUUGCCACUGUCAUUUAAAUGGUGCAGGAAGUCCUGACCGCUGCAAUCCUUAUCUCUUUUCAAAUAAACAAUGUGACAUGACAGUGUGUCUAUGUG
This is a messenger RNA of Acipenser ruthenus (sterlet), 4175 nucleotides long. Its product is annotated as choline transporter-like protein 1. The transcript is spliced from 17 exons. Gene Ontology annotation, biological process: transmembrane transport. Lineage: Eukaryota; Metazoa; Chordata; Actinopteri; Acipenseriformes; Acipenseridae. The record is from RefSeq and is a predicted model, not a curated record. The coding region runs from base 274 to 2253 and encodes 659 amino acids. Gene Ontology annotation, molecular function: transmembrane transporter activity. Gene Ontology annotation, cellular component: membrane.